GCAACCAGUCGAUAUUUCUGUUUUUACAGAAAACGGGACGUGGAAGGAAAAAUGGACCUAAAUUUGUUGAUCUUACUUCAGUUCCUGGUUUUAGGAGCCAUCUUAUUAGUGGUUUUGGGUGUGACAUUCAUUUUUGUGACAACAAUCAGAGAGCCAGAUAUGCAACGAUAUGAAAGCGAGAAAUACUUCACUGAUCCGUCAACAAAAGAGAAACUUCCUUUCCCAAGUCUAGCAGAUGAGGCCUCGUUGGAUCUGUCUGUUAUUGUGCCAUCCUAUAAUGAGGAAUUGAGGUUACCUGUGAUGUUAGAUGAAGCAAUAGAGUUUUUGGAAUCCAGACAGAAGCAGAACAAGUCGCUUACCUAUGAAAUUAUUGUUGUUGAUGAUGGAAGUAAAGAUGCCACUACCAAGGUUGCAUUAGAGUACUCUAUGAAGCACAGUACAGAGCGGAUACGAGUUUUAACAUUAGCCAAGAAUCGAGGCAAGGGUGGUGCAGUGCGACUGGGCAUGCUCAGUGCGAGAGGAUCCAAGUGUCUCUUUGCUGAUGCAGAUGGAGCCUCAAAAUUUGCCGACCUUCAAAAGUUGGAGAAAAGUCUACUUGGAAUUGAACCUAAAAAGGAUAACAUGGCUGUGGUUUGUGGAUCUAGAGCUCAUAUGCAAGACGAUUCAGUCGCACAGCGUUCAGUCUUCAGAACGAUUCUAAUGUAUGGCUUCCAUUUUGUUGUAUGGUUCUUAUGUGUACGAGGUGUGAAAGAUACACAGUGUGGUUUCAAAUUGAUGACUCGAGAAACUGCAUUGAGAUUGUUCACCAAUCUUCAUGUCAAUAGAUGGGCCUUCGAUGUAGAGUUGCUGUAUGUAGCUCAGGCUUUGAAGAUCCCUAUAGCAGAAGUAGCAAUCAACUGGCAAGAAAUAGAUGGAUCCAAGAUGGUUCCAGUACUAAGUUGGAUUCAGAUGGGUAAAGAUAUCAUUUUGAUUCGUCUAAGAUACAUCCUUGGCAUCUGGCACAUCAAUGAUAAAGUCAAGCUCCAAUGAGCAACAUAGACUGGUACCAGCAUCUACUUAUGGAUACUCUAUGCCAGCUUGUUCCGCAUCAUGGUCUGAUUUCAUAGAGCUGCUUAACAGCUGAUUUAGUGCUUACGGUGCGAUUUCAAUUUCAUAUAGCGCCGAUAACCUAAGCACAUAAAAAGGCAUGCUAACCAUCCGGUGCUUACUGUAUUAAAAAUAAAUGACAUAACAAUAUAAAUCAACGGUGAAUGCGCAAAAUGGUCGCCUAACUUUCUUGCCAAGCAUGAAAGAAAAUUUGCUUACCGAAAGCAGCGCUAUGAAAUUGGGCCCAGGUUUUAAUUGUGCUCCUGCCAUUCCACUUAAGUAAUUUUAUAAACCUGGUUUUAUUUGGUCAUUCAAAAUGAUUUUCUUUUCACAAUCAGUUUGAAAUUUCAUGUUAUUUAGUGCCUCACAUGGGGGAACAUUUAUAGAUGGGACGAACAUUAUGCAAAAUUGUCUACAUUACCUCAAAGUACUGCAUCUUUUGCCUGUUACCUGUGAGGGAAACUUAUUGACUUGUAAGACAAUUUCCUGUAUACUUUAAAAGAUAAACUUACUCAUCUAAGACAAGCUAGUGUAUCACAGACAUGAACUUGUACCCAACUUGUUACUAGUUUCUGGUUCAACAAUACAGCAACUUGUCAAUACCUUACAUUGCACCGGUACCCAACUUGUUACUGGUUCCUGAUUCAACAGUGUUGAUACAAACUUGUCAAUACCUUACAUUGCACCAGUACCCAACUGGUUACUGGUUCCUGGUUCAACAGUGUUGAAUUUUGUUAAUAUCUUUUCGUGCACCAGUACCCAACUGGUUACUGGUUCCUGGUUCAACAUUGUUUAAUUUUGUUAAUAUCUUUUCGUGCAGUCAAGACCUUACAUUGCACCAGUACCCAACUUGUUACUGGUUCCUGGUUCAACAUUGAUGGAACAAACCUGUCAGUACAAUACAUUGCACCAGUACCCACUAGUUACUGGUUCAACAAUGUUAACGCCCGUCAUUAAACCAGAGUGCAUUCUUGUUACUAGUUCCUACAGUGUGGACUACUAUAGAAGCCGACCUGAUAUGAGAUCAUGAACAUUGCUUUUUCUACUCUUUUUUUUUCUACUACUUUUUACACCAAACACAAAUAGUGUACUAAUUCAUUGUAAUAUCAGAGCUUUUCAUUUAAAAACUUUGUUCCUUUAAAAAAAAAAACCAAGUGACCUAUUUGAGUAAAACUGAAGUAUGAAAACAAAACGUAACUUUGAAUUAAUUAUAUAAUCUAGUAUUAUGUUAACUCAAGCUAUAAAUGUAAAUGAAAUAAAUAAUUUGCAUUUGCUUUGUUAUUGAAAUGUGUUGUGCUUGACAUGAGCGUCAUGUUAAAUAGAAACUUUAAAUAACAAGUAUAUUUUGAAAUAAAAAUCAUAUAAUAUAUGUUGAAGUUAUCUUUGAGUUUCAAUCAAGUGUUCUUGUUGUUUGCAGAAAGUAAAAUUUUAGUCUUAAUUGGGGACGUUAACAUUUACCGAAUUACUGGAGAAGAAGUAUACAUACCAAACAAACAUCUGGAUCAUAUUGAACCUUUGAACCAGAUUUGUAGACAUGCCCCCAGUCAUUCCGUUGCUGCGCUCUAUUCAAGCGACUAAUACAAAAACUAGAGUCGCCAAUUGAGAUUAGUCAAAUUGAUGCAAGGAGAUCCAAACAGAAAGACAUUGUAAUAAUCAACAAAUCAACCAUAAAGAUGAAAUAGUUUGACAAGGGCCAAAUUUCAUAGAGCUGCGUAAGCCGAAAACAAGGCUUAACAAUUGUUUGCUUAGCAGAAAUUAGCAGUAUACCAGUCACAAAUUGUAUUGUGACCGAUAGUUUGGCUCGUA
Messenger RNA from Asterias rubens (European starfish), 2892 nucleotides. Its product is annotated as dolichyl-phosphate beta-glucosyltransferase-like. Gene Ontology annotation, cellular component: endoplasmic reticulum membrane. The record is from RefSeq and is a predicted model, not a curated record. The transcript is spliced from 9 exons. The coding region runs from base 52 to 1029 and encodes 325 amino acids. NCBI's taxonomy places the organism in Eukaryota, Metazoa, Echinodermata, Asteroidea, Forcipulatida, Asteriidae.